AUGUAUCUCAUGGCAAGCAACCAGGAUCCCCUCAAUCCCGAGCACAAGGGCAAGAGCCUGCUCGAAUUUGUAGAGAUGCAACUCAAGACGAUCGAACAACUUCGAGACAAUGCCCUCAGGGAAAGCAACAUGUGGCCGAGAGGUUUCAACGGCGAGUACUACGGUCCACACGACCCUCCUCCAUCUACUUGGCCCUUGGAUCACGUUCCAGAUCAAAUCAUCGAUUCCAUCGUUGAUGCCGUGUCUGAUGACGCUCGAUUCCGGGACCACAAGCACCACGAGAAGUGCGGCUGCAAAGGGACCAAGUUCUGGUCCAACGAGACUGCCGUCUAUCCGUGGGUUCCUUUCACGCCCACGGUCAAGUUCCUCGCUUGGGUCGACAAGACUUUCAGGGACAACAUCUUCACCAGGAAGUUGGUCCCCGCGCUCUGUCUCUGUUCGUCAUUCACGUUGUUUCAAGCGGACAAGUACAUCAAUCCGAAGUACUAUGCUCAUGUCAAGCAGAUCGUGAUCACUCCCUACGUUCUCGACAACGGUUCCCAAUACUGCUCCGGCCUGCAAGACUUCAUUCAAAAACUACCCAACAUCGAUUGCAUCUUUGACGGGUCCAAGCAAAUUGCGGUCUAUGGAUGUCCUAUGCCAGAAAAGAUGUUCAAUGUCACCCUCAGGGUCUCGCGAAUUAAUCACGAACUCGAGCCUAUUCCCGUCAAAGAGAUCAGGAUGCUACAGAUCCACUCUACCCCUGAUGCUCUGAACGAAAGUGGUGUCGAUUACGCGAACGGGCCCGACCUCAACAACGGUCUGGGGACUUUUGCUAGCAAGGUCAAGGCAAUCGCCAAGAACAUCAAAAAGAUUACCAAUCUACAGCUCAAGGCAAGUUGGAGUCGUGUCCCCGGCAUGAUCACUUGCGGAUGCUCUCACACACCUCGAAUGCCCGCUUGGAAAUGCCUUACCGAUCCCGUUCCUGAGCACUUUCCCACGCUCAAAGUGCUGGAUCUGUACGUGCCGUUCUGUUUGCCUACGCCCGGGUUCUACAGGGAGGCGCAGUGGUGGGGUUACCUCGAGUGGCUUCUCACCACCCCGGCCAAGUUUGAGGCCCUUCAAAUCCACUUUGAAUGGAGUCCCAAAUACAUUCCUUGGCCGAGGGCUUCAGCCCGAGAUAUCUCGCACGCUAUGGGUGUCGAGUUGCCUCCCGAAGCUCGGUACGGCUGGCAGGAACGCAUCCGCCGCAAGAUGCCUACCUUUCUCUUGGAGCCCACUCUCGAGAACUUUAUCCGGGAUAUCUACGGUCGUCAUCCCGAGUUGAAGAUGAUCCAGCUCGUCUACAAGGCUCGAAUGUCUGACAAGUACGAGCCCGAGCUGUAUCGAUUGGUCUACAGCCACCGUAAUCCCUCGGGAGAUUGCUUGAUCAUCGACCAGCUCGAGCCUUGUUACGGUGACCUCGUCAAGGAGAGUCUCGACUUGGUCCAAGGCGGCGAGCUUGAACGUCUGAGCGAUUGCUAUCGUUACAAUACUGCGGAGUACGCAAAGCCCCCCAAGACAUCCAAGUUCGACCCCGAGAUGAACUUGAUGGCACCUCUGGGACUAAAGAUGGAGGACGGUUUCAAGUUUUUCGGUCACAACAAGGAAGACUUUGCCGAGGACUACUACGGAAGGGCAGAUAUUUCCGACAAGUGUCUGGACGUGAACGUCAAGCUAUUCGAACUCAUGGAAGACGCCAAGGGCCAUCGAAAGUCCGAAGCCCGCUUCGAGGAGAUUAGCAGCGAAGAGGAGGAAUAG
Messenger RNA from Filobasidium floriforme, 1779 nucleotides. RefSeq lists its product as uncharacterized. The record is from RefSeq and is a predicted model, not a curated record. Bases 1 to 1779 code for a protein of 592 amino acids. The transcript is spliced from 5 exons. NCBI's taxonomy places the organism in Eukaryota, Fungi, Basidiomycota, Tremellomycetes, Filobasidiales, Filobasidiaceae.